ACGUCAACACCACGCUCGAGUGUUGCAAAGGGACAAUAUCGACACGCAUCUCCUUUCGACCAUGGCUACCAUUGCGGUCGCCGGAGGCACUGGAAGUGUCGGAAAGACCAUCGUUCGACAGCUCCUCGCCGACGGGACUCAUCAGGUCAUCGUACUUGGAAGGAAACCUCCUGUUGUCCCGCUUCUUCCUGGUGCAGAGUUCUUGGUCGUUGGUUAUUCCGAUGUCCAAGGGCUCGUCAAUAUCCUCGAGGGACGCAACGUCGAGACCGUAAUCUCCGCGCUCGAUGUCUUCGCUCCGGAAGGCAGCCAGGCCCAGCUCAACCUCAUCGCCGCCAGCGAUCAGUCGACGAAGACACGGAGGUUCAUCCCGAGCGAGUAUGCUGCUGCUCCGGACGACGGCACAAACGAGUGGGAUGUCUCGGCUUUCGCAAGACCCGCCGCCGCCGCCCUCAAGAAAACUGGUCUCCAGUAUACUCGCGUCGUAGUCGGGUUCCUCAUGGAUUACUGGGGCAUGCCGCAUAUUCCCUCCGACAUGGCCCCCGGCGUCUGGGCCGUCGACGUAGCCAACAAGCGAGCCGCGAUGCCGGGGACCGGAAACGAGCCCCUGACUCUGACGUACUCGGUCGACAUGGCCGGGUUUAUUGCCCGGCUUCUCGAGGUAGAUGAGUGGCCCGAACUCAGCAUCAUCAGCGGCUCGGAUACAACUCUCAAUGAGCUCAUUGCCAUUGCUGAGAAAGUACGAGGCACCAAGUUUGAUGUGGUCUAUGAUAGUCAAGAGAAGCUAGAGAGGAACGAGCCCACAAUGCUGGUUCACGAAGCCCACGGAGGAAUUUCGGUUGAACAGAUGAGGCAGAUGAAUGUUCUCUUUGGUCUAGCAACCAUCUCAGGGCGUAUGAUCGUGCCGAAGGAGAACCGUCUCAACGAGAGGCUCCCCGAUAUCCGCCCCAUGACUAUCGAGGAGCUGAUCACAAAGGCUUGGGCUGGCAAGUAGACUACGAGUCGGCAGUGAACCUCGGGGAACAUGAUCUGAGUUAGAGACUCUAACGGGACAGGAGCUGUUUCACAAAAUAUUGAGACUUUUGUUCCGAGGCCGCGGCGC
Sodiomyces alkalinus F11 is the source of this 1099-nucleotide messenger RNA. RefSeq names its product nmrA-like family protein. The record is from RefSeq and is a predicted model, not a curated record. The coding region runs from base 62 to 991 and encodes 309 amino acids. Lineage: Eukaryota; Fungi; Ascomycota; Sordariomycetes; Glomerellales; Plectosphaerellaceae. The transcript has 4 exons.